Lichtheimia ornata is the source of this 750-nucleotide messenger RNA. RefSeq lists its product as uncharacterized. NCBI's taxonomy places the organism in Eukaryota, Fungi, Mucoromycota, Mucoromycetes, Mucorales, Lichtheimiaceae. The coding region runs from base 1 to 750 and encodes 249 amino acids. Gene Ontology annotation, molecular function: transcription coregulator activity. Gene Ontology annotation, cellular component: mediator complex; core mediator complex. The transcript has 5 exons. Gene Ontology annotation, biological process: regulation of transcription by RNA polymerase II. The record is from RefSeq and is a predicted model, not a curated record.
AUGAACGAAGCACAAUCCAAUGCCAGUGCUUGGCCCGAUCCACCAUUCCUUUACAAACGAUACACAGCAGACAAUCUCGACAAACUUCACAGUGCCAAAAAAACGGGUGCUUUUCCUGAUACGCCUAUUACCCAACCCCUGUACCCUGAUUUCUCCCUCAAAGCACUUGAGCCUCCACCGCCACCUUCCGAAUCAUAUACCAUCUUUGAUCAACGAUGGCAAGUACACGAAAGUCUACAGUCGUUGAGUGAUAUGGGUGUGCGACAACUUUUCCCUGAAGGAAAUAUCGAUCCUAUCCGAGAACUCAAGAAACUUAAUCGGAAUCUGAUGGCCCAAUAUCUACAGCUUUUACAAACGCUCGUUGAAAACCCUCAAGAGUAUGGGCAAAGGAUAGAAAAUAUCAGCACUAUCUUCAUCAAUAUGCAUCAUAUCCUUAAUGAAUACAGGCCACAUCAAGCAAGGGAGACUUUACGGCUAUUGAUGGAGAAUCAGAUUACGAAAAAGAAGGAAAUGGCAGCUGCAUUGAGAGACAAAAGCCAGAAGAUGCUACGCGAUUUACAAGCAUACGGGGAAGAUACGACGAAGCAGUUGCUCACAACUGAUGAAUCCCAAAACCAUCCACAACCAUCAGAAGCAAUUGACGCAUCAAAUUAUAACGAAGAUACAACAAUGCAGGAGCAUGAGAAUACCCAGAUAGACAUGAAUCGACACCGUCAAAACAUGCUCUCUAUGAUCGAUGAUAUUCAAUGA